Schistocerca gregaria is the source of this 5028-nucleotide messenger RNA. RefSeq lists its product as uncharacterized. The record is from RefSeq and is a predicted model, not a curated record. The transcript has 9 exons. The coding region runs from base 279 to 809 and encodes 176 amino acids. NCBI's taxonomy places the organism in Eukaryota, Metazoa, Arthropoda, Insecta, Orthoptera, Acrididae.
CGAAGAGGAUCGAGCGUCGUGGGCCGCGCGCCGCUGUCGGCAUCCACGCACGACUCGCUCCGCCGAGACCGAGUUAACUUCAACGGUAUGCUGUAGCAGUUCUUUCUGUGUAUCAUCCAAGUUUCACCGAGGGACGUUACUUCGUAGUGACACAUCAUGCCAGAGUUACUUUCGUCAAGCUUCUAUCGCUUGGUGUCCUGAGUUGUUAUGCGAUGUUCGGAAGCCGGCGCCCACUGGCGUGCUGGAGCAACCUAAGGCUGUGAUGCGGAGCGGACGCCAUGCGGACGACCGUGCUGUCUCCCUACUCGGCGCUGCGAGGCCGCGUCUGCAGUAGGCUGCACGCCAGGAGUGCCGCCAUCGCCAGCGCAGUCUACACGCUGAACAUCUCCAUCCUGGUGGUGCUGCUCUAUAGUUGGAGGAUCGGAGCAAACGCCAACCGACACGCCGCUCUUCAGGACGUCUACUACGGCGUGCAGAUCGCGUACCUGACCAUAAUAGGCACGCAGCUCUUCAUGAUCGCUCUCAGCGUACUGCUCCUCGCCGCCAUCUUCAAGGAGAACGCGGGCCUGGUGGUGCCGUGGAUCACCGGCUUCAUCACCUUCAUGGCGCUAGAGGCCAUGGCCAUGGUCUACUCGAACGUCCUCAGGGACCACGUGAACAAGCAGUUUGACGCCCUAUGUAAAAUGGAAGUCGCCUUCUUCACUUCAAGAGCCGCGAUAAAUUGCCUGGCGAUAUACGGCGUCAUCCGCUUCUACAACCUGCUGCGCGCCGGCGCCUCGUGGAAGUCACCGGAGUGCGUGGAGCUCUGAUACCAAGCGCCGCCCUGGGAAGACGACGACCGUCUGUUGGGCGACUCGGUCUGACCAGCGGCGGCGGUCCCAGGGGCGAGUUCCGGACACUCGCCGCAGCGCCGCGCUCUGGCGGGGCGCCAGCCGGCUGCCGGCGGUCCGCACCGCACCGGCCUCUCACGGGAGUGCUUAAAGCUGCGAGGCGCCCUGGAAGGACUCCAGAUUGCUGCCGAAUGAGUUCGGCACCCCAGGCGUCCUCGGGGAGACCUCAUCUGGACCUUCUAUGCCGAGCACCAUACUGCAUGUUGUGCGUACUGCAGCUGGGUGGGUUCAUCAGUGUGUGGACCUCGGUGAACAGUAAGCUUCGUCACUCCUGCUGGCGAGGAGUAAUUUGUGUAAGAUACUGGCAGGGUCCACAGAGGUGUCCGAAAAAAUUUCUGAAUAUUUCCCACAUACCCUCAGAAACUGAACUGGGCGGAUGGCCUGAUGUAUGUAGUGGCUGAUGCGGGCAUAGCCACUCCCAAUAGACAAAUGUCACUCCUCACAGUACAUACGUGGAAUCCUGUGAGAAACUGUACUUUUUUUUAAAACUGGACUUAUCCUGUAAGGUGUGAGAUGAAAUGCGCUGUAUUCAGCGUGUGACAUUGUUUUUCACGUACCAAGUAGCACAUGUGAUUGGCAGCGGGACUCUCAUUCGUCAGAAGUACGUCGUUUCACCUUCAUCUUUCAUUCUUUGUAGCCUGUUGUGAUUAACUGUGCCUCCCACCGCACUAUACUAUAUCACAAAACUUAACAUAAAAUAUAAAUUUGUUACAUAGCAGUGAUCUGUCCGAAGUCGUUGGCUGCAACAUGCUUAUUCAUAUUCUCAAGAGUGUUGUCAGAAGAGUCCUUCUCACUAGAGUUGGCGUUGUAGAGCAUCGACUACUAUUCUCUGUUCCUUUUUCGUGCCCCCCCGUGGCUAGCUAGGAAAUAUGAGCCAAAUUAAGUCCCGUCUCAUUUUCACUAUUUCUGUAAUAUUCUUCUUUGUACUGCGUAUUUUUGCCUCUCUCUUCAGAGAUAAUUUUAUUAUUUUAACUACCUCCACUGCCAUACUUCAUCAGAGACGUUGUAACGUUAACAAUGUAGUUAUUCCUUUCGAUACUUGAGUCACCAUUAUCAAUGCCAUCACGUUGGACUACCCACUGCCAAAAAGACAUCUAUAGGUCAUUUUUAUAAAAAUAUUUCUCGACAACGUCGAAAGUUUGUUUUAGCUUCCUUCUGAAACAGACGAUUAGCUACUCCUUCACCUCUAUCUCACACCUAUAUUCAUCCUCUAAAAUACAGAGGCUGUAUUAAAAUGUACUUGAACAAACACUGUUUGCGGAUUCCUCCCACUAAGAAAGGGAAGUCGUUUCGUGUGAACGUAUAUCCGACAAGGUUAAAUUUUUAGGUAUCGAGUACAUCAGAAAUAGCCCGAAGAAAACUACGGAAAUAAAACUGGUAGUAAUUACAAUGCUACUGAACGUACUUAUUACGCAUUACAGUCUUUACUGUGUUUAGUAAUGGGCAGGGAAUGAUAAAGGAGUCGAUUGUAGACUUUCAGUGGGAAAAAUUUCACCAUUCGUCUGAUAUGAUUAUGGAAGAUCGUGGUAAACCCAAAUCAGGACAGCUGGAUCAAGUGAUGCCUACAUCAUCUCUACAGCAAUAGUUGGCCCCAUCAUUUUCACUAGAGAUUAGUGUGUCAGUAAUCAUAAUACAUUCGAAGUGACCUAAAAUAACCGUAUCUCGAAUGUAGUUUUAUUUUUAGAUUUAUUUCAAUCAAUUGAAAUAACCAUAAACUAUAUAAUGACAUAUAUGGAGGAUAGUACAAGUUUGUCAACAGAAAAGAAUUAAGUUUGGGAUUAAAAACCUAUUUUUGUGGCUGAUACUAUUCAGAAAUUCUACAGAUAUAUGUUGCAGUUUGCUACCGACGCUUCUCAAACCUACUUCAGAAUGUUCGCACUUAGUUGUGCUUAAAAAUAUUACCUCGUACUCUCGUGUUCACAGUAAACAACAGCACAUUUUUUGGUUGCAAUUUUUACCUCAGUGGAAUUCUGUACAGUAUAACGAACACACAAAAUCUCAUAUAAAAAGAUGGAAAUGACUUCUUUUAGUUCUAUGGAUACUGGAAGAAAUUCAUUAUUAUAACCUUUCAAAGAAACCUCCCAUAGAAAUGUUUCUUUCAUGGGCUGCCAUAGCACUUUGAUAAGGAUUACGAAAUGUCUGCCAUGUAAAUCAGUUCUUUCAAGUGUUCUCGCAGAUAAAGUGCAGAACACUGAGAGCAGGUAAACAUGUAAGCUAAGGAAAUGUUUCUCCCUAACCACUCAGUCUGUUUUGCUUCAUAUUCAUCACUAUAUCUCAAACGAUAUGACAAAAUUGUUUUGAAUUCGGAUCAUCCAUAAGACAGAUAAAUUUUAUUGUUUCUCUGAUCACAUACUCCUACUAAAGUUUAUUCCAGUGGCACCAGCUUAAGGGUCGAAACAUAAGUAUCAUAUUGGAGACCAUCUAAGCACAACUGCACAGGCAUGACUAAAGUGAACAGUCGACCAUGCCAUUAACCUUUAUCUAGAAUACAAUAAGAUCUCAUUGAGCUGAUUUUUGUCAAUAACAAUACAUAAGAAGUUAUACCAGUAAUAAGAAGAACGAAGCAUUUACACGUUCUUGCUUGAGUUUUUCCUAGUGUUUUGAAGUCAGUAAUCGAACCCUAAGCUUUGUCCAAGUAUUUUUCUCCAUUCCAUGUAGUCAGUGCUCUAGAGAUUUCUUAUUAUACCUCUUUCGAAUCUCAUUUCAUUUGUAGUGAUGAAUUACAAAUAUAUUUAGCAUUAACUGCUUCUUGUGAAACCAAUGUAAACGCUCCGCAUCAGUCAACAAUUAAAAAAAUUACUUCAGUGAUACAUAAUUAACUCUGGAAAGGAGCUGAUGCACAGAAUAUCUUUAUAUUUUGUUUCUAGAAUUAUUAUUUUUUGCCCACAGAUAAUAUAUAACGGGCCAGUUAACUUCGAAUCAUCUCUUUAUUAUAAUGAUUCACAGAGACCUAACAUAUUUUUGAUAUUUAUUUUAAAAAUUGUUAUUAAGUUAUUGAUUGCAACUAGAGUCUCGCUGCCACUAAGUGCUGCUGUGACUAGGUAUCAUCAACUUAAUGUGUAUUAUGAUUGUAUCUAGUGUUUCCGACUACGACACAUGCAUACUUACACGUCGGAGAAGACAAUGCCACAGUAUGAAAUCUAUCAAUCCAUUCAAUCUCUUAAGGAGAAGUCAUUUUUACAACGUCUUCCCAAGAGAAGGAAAACAAUACAGAAUAAAUAGAAUGAUGAUAAUUUCUAAUGUGUAAGUAGUUAGAGAGCAACUGCCUAUAUAUUUUCUACCACAUAUCUUUUGUUAAAAAAGGAAUAUAAUGUUACUUUUAAAACACGUUUUAUUUAAGAGGUGCCGUUACUAAUUUUCCCCAGCCGCCUAGGUGUCAUCUCUGGCUGCAGAAAUUAAGUGCUUCCGUUAUUUCUAGUUUACAAGAACCACGGAAUUGAAGACCAGUUAUAUUUCAGAAAAGGUUUUUAAUGAUUUGUUGUACAUAGCAUGCAAGUGAUGAUUGUUAAUACGAUAAUAAACAGAUAUUAUAUAGUAAAUUCCAGGUAUGCGUUGCCUUGAAAGCAUAUUUUCGUCGUAGAUAACCACAUGUGUACAAAUAAUAAGAAUCUAUAAAUAUAUUUCGUACAUUAUUUUUAAAACAUUCAAAUGUAAGCCAAGACUGGACAUUGUAUAAUAUGUACCAAAGCUUAAUGUCUGUAGAACUACCAACAUACAGUUUAGAUAGAGUGUUCCCAAAUACAAUGAAUCUUAGUGUCACAGCGUGCUGAUAAUUUAGUUAAAGACAACAAAGAAGAAAUGUAAUGUUUCUUGUGUCAUGGAAAAAUGAAAUCACUUUUAAUCAAAAAUGCCUUUUUUGUAGGUGAAAUGUUGUUUACAUCUACAAUAAAAAAGUUUUCAAUAUAAUAUUAGAAUCUCAUAGUGGAGAAUAGGAUAUUUUAUCUCUGUGACCAGAGAUUCUAAAUAUUUGGGACCUAACAUAUCUAGCGAGAGAUGUAAUUCGUGAGAUAUUGUUGUUUACAUUUAUAUGUCUGUAUUAGUGCCUGUACUUGCUUAGACACGAAAGGGUUAAAGAUUCGCAGUGUAUUUUACACAGAGUUAAAAGUCGCAAGAUGAAUAUUGUAAUAAAAGUUAUUAA